Stegodyphus dumicola is the source of this 882-nucleotide messenger RNA. RefSeq lists its product as uncharacterized. Lineage: Eukaryota; Metazoa; Arthropoda; Arachnida; Araneae; Eresidae. The record is from RefSeq and is a predicted model, not a curated record.
AAUGCCCUCAAAUUGUUCCACGAGGGAGACGCAAAAUAUGUGGAUUUUACCUCACUCUAUCCAUGGGUGAACAAGUAUUUCGUCUACCCUGUGGGACAUCCAACAAUCAUCACGGAAAGCUUUGGAGAUGUGGAAGAUUAUUUUGGAAUUAUCCAAUGCCGAGUGAUUCCUCCACGGAAUCUGUAUCUUCCGGUACUGCCCUAUCGGUGCCGGAAGAAGCUGAUGUUCCCCCUGUGUCGGACUUGCGCCCUUCUUCAACUGCAGACUCCGUGUACCCACACAGACGACGAGCGAGCUCUUGUCGGAACGUGGGUAACGGAGGAAGGAAAUUUACGAAGUGUACCAUUUCCAGGCAUCGUCUACUUCUCUGUUUCAGAUCAUACAUUGAUCUGUUUCUGAAGAUCAAGCAGGAAAGUAGCGGAUGGCCUUCGGAGUGUGUGACGGAAGAAGCCAGACUGAAGUACAUUCGCCAGUAUGAAGAAAGAGAGGGCGUCAAGUUGGAGGCCGAAAAAAUAUCGAAAAACCCUGGGCGUCGACAAGUCGCCAAGUUGGCCCUGAACAGUUUCUGGGGCAGAUGGGGUAUGAACGUGAACAAAGCCCAACUGACCUAUGUCCACACGGUGCCAGACUUCAAUAAGAUGUUGGCGGAUUCUACUAAAAAAAUCAAAGAUGUCUUUCUUCCCACGCCUGAGGUGGCUGCCAUUUCCUGGGAAUCUGCGAAGGAGUUUGUGCCACAGGAUGCCUCUACCAUCAUUUUCCUAGCGACCUUCACAACAGCUUGGGCUCGUCUCAAGCCGUAUAGUGAAAUGGAGAAGUUUCGGAACAAAAGAAAAAAAUUUUAUAGAAGAUUUUAACUUAUCUUUGAGUUUUCGAUGAUUGAAA